CGGUUUAAACGAGGGGGGCGGGAGCGAGUUUCAGUUUGAAUCAGCAGCUCCAGCCGCUAACAGACCGACACACGCAGUGAACGCACCAUCUUGCACUCAUGGCCUCCCAGAACAUGGACCCCGCAGCGGCAGCAGCCUCGUCCACGGCUGCUCUGAAGGGCAGUGAGAGCACCGGCAGCUCGGCCAGAAGCUCGGUGUCCAAACGGCUGCAGCAGGAACUCAUGACUCUGAUGAUGUCAGGUGAUAAGGGAAUCUCAGCGUUUCCAGAAUCAGAUAAUCUCUUCAAAUGGAUCGGGACCAUCAACGGAGCUCAGGGGACGGUGUACGAGGGUCUCAGGUACCGGUUGUCUCUGGAGUUUCCUGCCGGUUAUCCGUAUCAGGCUCCACGCGUGAAGUUCGUCACUUCCUGUUUUCAUCCCAACGUGGACGAACAAGGUUUCAUCUGUCUGGACAUCCUGAAGGACAAGUGGUCGGCGCUGUACGACGUCCGCUCCAUCCUGCUGUCCAUCCAGAGCCUGCUGGGAGAACCAAACAAUGAGAGUCCGUUGAACACAACUGCUGCUGAACUCUGGGAUGACCAAGAAGCCUUUAAAACUCAUCUACAUUCGACCUUCCAGAAUUGAAGCAGCUCCACGUUUUAUUCUUCUUCUGUCUAUUUGCCUUCUGUGUUUGUAAAAUAUUUUUAUGUUUGUCCACCUUGCUGUGUCAAUAAAGUUCCUAAUUCAA
Messenger RNA from Anarrhichthys ocellatus (wolf-eel), 726 nucleotides. It is a transcript of the gene ube2c, whose product is annotated as ubiquitin-conjugating enzyme E2C. NCBI's taxonomy places the organism in Eukaryota, Metazoa, Chordata, Actinopteri, Perciformes, Anarhichadidae. The record is from RefSeq and is a predicted model, not a curated record. The coding region runs from base 99 to 623 and encodes 174 amino acids. The transcript is spliced from 7 exons.